AUGUCUGAGAUUCCUGACAUUCCAAGGUCCUUACAGGAGUUGGAGUCGCUACGUGUGUCCGUUGCCGCUUCGCUCCCUGGUCAAAAAGGCGUUGUUGUGGAAGUUUGUCUCAGUCGCCCCCGAAAGCUCAAUGCCCUAGGUGCUUCGUUUUGGCGCGACUUCCCUCUCUGCAUGCGCAUUUUGGAUACAUGGGCGCCCUGCCGCUGUGUUUUACUGACGGGAGAGGGGGCAGCCUUCUGUAGCGGCAUAGAACUGCAAUAUGCAGCUUCCCUCUUCCAGCCAACGGAGGCCGAACCGCAGGAGGAGAGCGGCAGAGAAGUAAACUCGCCAGCAGCUACACUCGCGGACCCUGCCAGGCGCGCUUUGCACCUCCGCAGAGUUGUGGCGCCCCUGCAAGAGGCCAUAUCCAGCGUGGAACAUAUCAACAAACCCGUGUUGGCUGCAAUCUCUGGACCGUGCAUUGGGGCUGGCGUGGACCUCGUGAGCAGCUGUGAUGUGCGGCUAGCCGCUGCAGAUGCUCUGUUCAGCGUUAGGGAAGUGCAGCUAGCCAUGGCACCCGACAUUGGAACCCUGCAGCGGUUGCCACGUAUCGUCCGUAGUGGUAGCUGGGUUAGGGAGGUGUGCUUUUCCGCGCGCUUCUUCUCUGCGCAAGAAGCAGAACGGGAGGGCUUUGUCUCUGCCCUUUACCCUGAUAGAGAGGCCCUGCAUAAAGCCGCUGUUGCUCUUUGCCUAGCGCUAGCUGAGAUGAGCCCAGUAGCGCUUGCAGCGACGAAACAGGGGCUUAACUUUGCGAGGGGCCGUCCGGUGUCAGAGAGUCUUGAGCAGCAGCUUACUGUAAGCGCAGCAAUGCUCCAGACGCUAGACAUUCCCCUUGCGGUUGGCAUGCAAAUGCAGCAGAAAGAGCGAGGGAGCAAGAGAGCCCAAAUGCCUCCUUUUGCAGGGCUGUGA
This is a messenger RNA of Cyclospora cayetanensis, 948 nucleotides long. Its product is annotated as delta(3,5)-Delta(2,4)-dienoyl-CoA isomerase, mitochondrial. Bases 1 to 948 code for a protein of 315 amino acids. The transcript has a single exon. Gene Ontology annotation, molecular function: delta(3,5)-delta(2,4)-dienoyl-CoA isomerase activity. Lineage: Eukaryota; Apicomplexa; Conoidasida; Eucoccidiorida; Eimeriidae. The record is from RefSeq and is a predicted model, not a curated record.